Molecule: messenger RNA, 7054 nt
Organism: Cavia porcellus (domestic guinea pig)
Lineage: Eukaryota; Metazoa; Chordata; Mammalia; Rodentia; Caviidae
Gene: Slc26a2
Product: solute carrier family 26 member 2
Exons: 3
Coding region: 294-2510 (738 amino acids)
Biological process (GO): transmembrane transport
Cellular component (GO): plasma membrane
Molecular function (GO): oxalate transmembrane transporter activity; chloride transmembrane transporter activity; secondary active sulfate transmembrane transporter activity
Source: RefSeq, a predicted model, not a curated record
CGUGACUGCCCCGGCCGGCCGCGGGUUUUUGCUGCCGGCUUGUUUCCUGCACCUUUAGGCCGGUGCGCGCGCCGCGCCCUCUCGGUGCAGUUUGGCCCGACCCCGCCCGAUCCGGGUAGGGGGCGGGCCAUGGGCGGGGAAGGGGACGGGACAGUUAAAGAGCAGCCCGCGCGGGGCCCGGCGCCUUGGACGGCGUGGCAGUGUCUGUUCGGCCGGUCAGUGGUGGAGGGCGCGCUGCGGACCUGGUGCGGUGGGCUGGACCCACGAGGAAGCUGAACCACCUAUCUCCAGAAAUGUCUUCGGAAAGAAAAGAGCAACAUGAUCUUUCACCAAGGGACUCAGCUGAAGGAAAUGACAGUCUUCCCUCUGGGGUCUCUCUGGAACCACAAAAGGAAUCAAGUGCUGACUUCAAGCAAGUUGAAUCCAGUGAUCAAUGCAGAUCUUAUCCUAGGAUCUAUUUGGAGCCUCAGGAGAAACCAGAUACUAACAUUAAGCAGUUUGUCAUCAAAAAGCUACGGAAGAGGUGCCAGUGUAACUCAACCAAAGCCAAAAAUAUGAUUUUUGGUUUCUUUCCUGUUUUGCAGUGGCUCCCAAAGUAUGAUCUAAAGAAAAACAUUUUAGGAGAUGUGAUGUCUGGUUUGAUUGUGGGUAUCUUAUUGGUUCCCCAGUCCAUUGCUUAUUCCCUCUUGGCUGGCCAAGAUCCUAUCUAUGGGCUAUACACAUCUUUUUUUGCCAGCAUCAUUUAUUUUCUGUUUGGAACUUCUCGUCACAUCUCUGUGGGCAUUUUUGGAAUACUGUGCCUUAUGAUUGGUGAGGUAGUUGACCGAGAACUACACAAAGCUGGCUAUGACACUGCCCAUGUUACUCCUCCUUUAGGAAUAGUUUCAAAUGGGAGCUCAUUAGUAAACUACACAUCAGAAGGGACAUGUGACAAAAGUUGCUAUGCAAUUAAAGUUGGAGCCACUGUAACGUUUAUGGCUGGAGUGUAUCAGGUAGUGAUGGGCUUCUUUCAAGUGGGCUUUGUUUCUGUCUACCUCUCAGAUGCCUUGCUGAGUGGAUUUGUCACCGGUGCCUCCUUCACUGUUCUCACAUCUCAGGCCAAGUAUCUUCUUGGGCUCAGCCUGCCACGGAGUCAUGGCGUGGGCUCACUCAUCACCACCUGGAUACAUAUCUUCCAAAACAUCCAUCGGACCAAUAUUUGUGACCUCAUCACCAGCCUUUUGUGCCUUUUGGUCCUUUUGCCAACCAAAGAACUCAAUGAGCACUUCAAAUCCAAACUCAAGGCACCAAUUCCUACUGAACUUAUUGUUGUUGUGGUAGCCACACUGGCCUCUCAUUUUGGAAAACUUGAGCAGAAUUACAAGUCCAGUGUUGCUGGACAUAUUCCCACUGGGUUUUUGCCACCCAAAGCACCAGACUGGACCCUAGUGCCAAGUGUGGCUGUGGAUGCAAUAGCUAUUUCUGUCAUUGGCUUCGCUACCACUGUGUCACUUUCUGAGAUGUUUGCCAAGAAACACGGCUACACAGUCAGGGCAAAUCAGGAGAUGUAUGCCAUUGGCUUCUGCAAUAUCAUCCCUUCCUUCUUCCACUGUAUUACUACCAGUGCAGCUCUUGCAAAGACACUGGUUAAAGAAUCAACAGGCUGUCAAACUCAGGUUUCUUCUGUGAUUACAGCCCUGGUUCUUCUGUUGGUUCUUCUAGUAAUAGCUCCCUUAUUCUUUUCCCUACAGAAAUGUGUCCUCGGUGUGAUUACUAUUGUAAAUCUCCGGGGAGCUCUUUGUAAAUUUAGAGAUCUGCCCAGUAUGUGGAGAGUUAGCAGAAUGGAUACACUUAUCUGGUUUGUUACCAUGUUGUCCUCUGCUCUGAUAAGCACUGAAAUAGGCCUGCUUAUUGGGGUUGGUUUUUCUAUGUUUUGUGUUAUCCUCCGAACUCAGAAGCCAGCAGUUUCAUUGCUUGGCUUGGUGGAAGAGUCUGAAAUUUUUGAAUCCCUAUCUACUUACAAGAACCUUCAGACCAAGCCAGGCAUCAAGGUUGUCCGUUUUGUAGCCCCUCUCUACUACAUAAACAAAGAAUGCUUUAAAUCUGCUUUAUAUAAAAAUACUCUAAACCCAGUUUUGGUAAAGGCAGCUCAGAAGAAGUUAGCCAAGAGAAAGCUCAAAGAGCAAAGAGUGACUCUCAGCGGAGUCCAGGAUGAUGCUUCACUGCAGCUUUCCCAUAAUCCUUUGGAGCUGCAUACUGUAGUGAUUGACUGCAGUGCAAUACAAUUUUUAGAUACAGCAGGGAUCCAUACACUGAAAGAAGUUCGCAGAGAUUUUGAAGCCAUUGGGAUUCAGGUUCUGCUCGCUCAGUGCAAUCCAUCUGUGAGGGAUUCCCUGAUCAGAGGACAGUAUUGCACAGAGGAAGAACAAAACCUUCUUUUCUAUAGCGUGUAUGAAGCGGUGGGUUUCGCAGUAGAAUCUCAGAACCAGAAAGGAACAUGUGUUCUCAAUGGUCUGAGUGUUUCCAGUUGAUUGAGAAAGCAGAUGAAAAGAGGAAUGUCUCAUCAACAGGUUAAAAUUUCAAACAUGCAGUAUUUUUCUUCCUUGGAAGAUUAUUGCCUUUUCAUAUACGCAAAUGCAGCAAAGCUUAUAAUAGGGCAGAAUUAAAAAAGAAAAUGCGGUUUCAAGCUUUCAUGCAUCUGUGAAGUAUUCUUGGGAUGUUUUAACUAGUGAAUUGAGUUGUAGCCCCCAAACUUGAUUACCACCUUGAUUUAGGGCCUACAUUUGGACUUUUCCGCCUCCAAGAGGUAAAGGAGUGAAGUUGGGAUUUGCUUUUGCCUGCCUGGAAAGGGAGGAAAAGUAGGCGGAGAAUGUAUUGCACUUGGUGUCUCUGGCGUCAGCAGGUUGAGAGGCUUCUAGAACGUGAAGUCCUAACUAGACACGUUAGUUGUGUGUUCCUCUCUUCCCAGUCCGUGCUCCCCAGACAGCGGCAGCAGGGCUCUUGUCUUCUGAGUAGGGAAUCACUCCAUUCCUCUUCUCCUUACAGCGGGGAACAUGGACACAGUCUGCUGGCUGGCAGGUGGGUGACACUUGUAUCACAGCCAGCCUGACAUUAAAAACACCAUUUCUGAAGUGAAUGUUUCAGUUACAACUUUUUUUUAAGGCAAGUAAUCAGAAAAUCCAAUAGCAGUCCUCUCUCUUUUCGUGAUCGCUGUUUGUUCUUGUUUCUGAGACAAACACCACCACCAUGGUGACCUGUUUUAGCUGUCAGUUAUCCUACUGUGUUUCCCCAUGGAAUCUGCCCUAAGCUGGCAUUUCUGCUGUCAGUGACAGUUACCAAAGCAGAAUGCUGACUCAGUAAUUUUGAACGGCCCUUUCAGUAGGCGUGAGGCAAAUUAUCAAGGACACGCUGUAAAGAAGAAGUGGUUUCCUGUAAGAAUUAGCUUACUAGGCAGUAAGUUGUGUGCACUCCAACCUCUGCCACUUCCCAUGGUAUUUUAAUAAGGGUCUUUGACAACUGAUAGGCUUUCUCAUAUAGAAGCUGCUCUUCAUGGGAAAAAAUGCACAAAAGUCAUAAAGUACUUCCAAAAAGACAUCAGCAAUUUUUAGGUGUCUUAGUGAAAACAGUGCCGAUACAUAAAGCCGUGCACCCUAUUGAUGGCAGUAAAGGAUGAUAAGCUUUGAACUCUUCAUGUUGCCUAAAGCUGUUACUAAGAAGACUUAAAUGCAUCACAGUCCUAAAAUCCGAGUUCUAGGGUGUAUUUAUGGUAGUUGGCAACUGGUUGUUUCUUUGGAAAAACAAGAAUAUCAGACCUGGAAAGCUUAGAGUUCUGUACGUGGACUUUGGCAGGCAAAAAAACAAAACAAAGUUCUCCGAAGAAUAAAGGACUAAUUUAUUAAAGAGUAAAACAUCUAGCCAAGUAUGUUAAAACAAACAAAAUAAUGAUUGCCAAAGUACAAACUCAUUUUUAAAGCCUGAUUAUGAAUAUAAUGACCCCCAUAAACUGCCAGUGUUGCUUUUCUAUUGGUAGAUCUCUCCCAUUUGCUUACAUGGAAAAUACCUAUCUGUUAUUCCAACAAAACUUUCUGGAUUUCUAUCUUCUAGAUAAUUGAUGUUAUGAUUAUAUGCAGUAUUGUCCUGAAUGCUAAUAUCGUUUUACUAUUUAGGCCUGAAAUUUUAGAAUUUCAAAAAUACCAAUGCUGCUUGUAUUUGUGCUUUUUAGUUUGUUUCUGUUUGCCAUUUUUGUUGAGUCUUAAGAUUAUUAGUUAUAAAACCACAGUAUCUUGGGUUUUUUUGGAGGUGGGUUUUGGUACUGAGGAUCAAACUCAUGACCUCGCGCUUACCUGGCAGGCACUUUUGCCACUGAGCUAAAUCCCCAGCCACAACAUCUUGAUUUUCAUUCCUUUCUUGUUCCCCAAGCCAGGUUUGAGUUGAGACUACUGUAGAUAUUAAUAACUGACAGUAGUAAGUAUUAUUUAAGACAGUGCUACAGUUUCUCCAACAUCAUCACCAUAGCAAAAGAAUUUCAGGCCAGUCAGUAUUUGGAAAAUUUCUUGGAUGGAUAACCAGAGUUACCCUUUACCUGAUACAGUGUAGCUAUCCUACUCAAAUGAGAUUCUGCUUUUAGUAGACAUUUGUAAAAACUUUUUUUGUUGUGUUUUGAGACAAGGUCUCUUGUAUGUAGUUCAGGCUGGCCUUGAACUUGCAGAAUCCUUGUACUUUAGCCUCCCAAGUGCUGGGCUUAUAGGCACAUACCACCACACCCAGCUUGUAAAAACAUUUUAAAGUUUCAUUAGAAUUUACAUUUCAUCCUCUCUACUUGAAUUGCAUUCUGCCUCUAUUUGCACUUUACUUUUGGGGUGUAUAUUUGUCUGUGUGGUGCUGGGCGUUGAACCUAGUACUUUGCACAUGCUUGGAAGGCUCUCUCCCACUGAGCUACUCAGCCUUCGACAUAGGGCCCCACAGAGUUGCCCAGGCUGGCCUUAGCCUACCAAGUAGCUGGAAAUACAGUGCAUCUUUUGGUAUCUCAGGUAUAUGCCAUCACACUUAGCUUUUAAAAAUUUUUGACUGUUGAUUAUUUAAAGAAAUCAAACCUUUAAAAUCAGAUUUGAUGCCACCACCAAAAUCAAUGUUUUUGUUUGCUUUCUUGAUACUUUAAGUACCAUUUUGGUACAAGAACAUCUUGCUUGUUCUAAAGGUAAAAGUCUGAAUGAAGCAUUUUCUUACUGGUUAUUGAUAAAUAUACAGAAUUCAGAAUGUCUUAAAAUGGUUUUCAUUUAACUGAAAUGUAAAGUGUACUCUUGAUAGUUAAAGCACUCUUCCAAAUCUAUAUUUAAAUUCGUUACAACAGGAGGGGUAGAGCGAGCCAGUGCAGUUAGGUGUUUGCAAGGAAAACAGUAGAAGAGUGAAGAGAGAAUAGAUCAUAAAGACUGUGUCUGGCCCAUGAAAGGAGAAAAGGAAGGGAUCCAGAUAUUAGGAACCAAUUCCUGGCUCCACAGCAGAGAGAUCAAUAUUGGGAAGCAAAUCUCUGUGAGCACAUUUAUGUUUCUAGAAGACAAAGAGUCACAGUCUCACCAAAGCUGAAAGCUGAGAAGCACUUGGUCAGGUUGUAGCAAAAGCCAGGAUCUGCUGUGGACUGAGAUCUUCCCUAAAUUUCAGUUGAUCUUUUGUAAGGAAAAGAAGGUAUGAUUUAAGCAGUCUGACUUAGCUUUUAAAUAGCAACCAGUGAUGUCAAAAUUGGUUAUGAAAUUUACAGUGGUAAAUGGUGAAUUUUAAGAAUGUAUGGGGGUGUUAGGUGUAUUCAUUAGCAUAUUCUAAUGCUAAUGACUACACUUUAACAAGACCAAUAAAGCUCCAGGUGGUUCUCUUAGUGACUUGUCAUUUACGAGCACAUUGUCAAAAUCAGACCUGAUCUUAAUAUAAAAGUAAGAAAAGGGAUACAAUACAUUUCUUGGGAACUUAAAUUGAGUCUCUGAGUUGCACUAAUAAACUCAAGGUCUGUGACCCUUGUUUCCGUUACUAGAACUGUAGGUUCUUUGCAUCCACAUAAAUGUUACUUCUGGUAGUUCUGAGGACCCUUCUAGGAGUCGGGUACCAAAGGCGUAGUUUGCUGGGGCACUGAAGGAGGUGCUUUGUAGAGAGCAUUGAACCGAAGGCUGAGCAAGAGGCAGAGAUGCUCUGGUCAGCUUAGGGAAAGAAAGUCCCGCCAUAUAAUGAUAAAAAUCCAACAAUGGGAUUUAGAUUUUGUGUACCUUUUCUGUUAGCUUUCUCCUACUUAAAUUGUGACUUAUUCUAGUGAUGCCUUAUUUAAAAUGAAGCUUAGCAACUGUAAAAAGGAUGAAAUGAGAUCUAUUAGACUUUGAACUAAUUUACCUCCCCACCCUGUGUAUAAUGUUUUUAGGUAAUCAUGAAUCAAAUUUAGGUGCUCAUUAUAAAAAUUGUAAUGGAAUGGCACAAAUAAUAUACAGUACCGUCUGCUUUGUUAUAGCCUAUGUAUUAAAGUAUAAUAUUACGGAGAAUUUAAAUGUAGGAAUGAGGAAGUUUUAUUUUUAUAAAUAAGAUAAUUUUUAUCCUGACUUUUUAAAAAAAAAGUUUUUACUUAACAGCUGAAAUUUUAAGCAUGUUAAAUACAUUAAAGGCAUUAUACUAAAUUAAUUUUUAUUUUUUAACUUAGUAUAGAAUAGGAAGAAUGAUACUGAAUCCUGAAGACUAUGUAACAAAGGUCAAUGAAUACCUUUAUUAAAGAUGUGAUUUAUAUUAUGUCUGCCGGUCAGCCACCAAGUUUCUGUCUGAAGCUUUAUGUCUCUAAAAUAAGAUACUGGAAUCAAGUAGUUCUUGCUUUAAAGGGAGUGCCUUUAUGUGCCUUUAUCUUUUCCUUGCUUUAAAGGAAGUGCCUUGCUGUGAGUCAUAAAAUAUUGGACAAGGGUGAGUUGUUGAAGCAUUACCGUCUAUUGAAGGGAAGUUGUUGAACAAAUUUUUUUGGCCUGGAAAGGUAUGUUUGUUUUGCCAGUUAUAUAAGAGCUCGCAUAUCUGUUGAGAUCUUAUUAUCUCCUAAUAAAUUGUUACUCUAAUAAAA